Otolemur garnettii (small-eared galago) is the source of this 3079-nucleotide messenger RNA. It is a transcript of the gene MIMS1, whose product is annotated as family with sequence similarity 210 member A. The record is from RefSeq and is a predicted model, not a curated record. Gene Ontology annotation, cellular component: mitochondrion. Bases 228 to 1046 code for a protein of 272 amino acids. NCBI's taxonomy places the organism in Eukaryota, Metazoa, Chordata, Mammalia, Primates, Galagidae. The transcript is spliced from 4 exons.
GGCCUAACCUAGCGGGCACCGAAGCUCUCGAGCACGUUGCUGGUGGGCGCGGCUGUCGGGACUAGGGGAGGUCGGGAGCGAGCGCCUGCCUGAGUCCAGCAGAUUCGGCACUCUGACCCACGCUUAGCUGGGUCGCCCUCCGGUAACACCGCGGUGGCAUCCGGGGAGCUGUCGUCCAUCCUUUGCGGCGUUUCCAUAGAAGCUGAAAUUUGUCACCAUUCUUCAAAAUGCAAUGGAACGUACCACAGACGGUAUCUCGACUAGCACACCGGACGUGCUUGGAACCAUAUAAAGCUGGUCUUUUUGGACACUGUCAAAACAUAAAUGGACCAUUACUUAUGUACAGUGCUGAAUCCAAAGUGGUGUUGGUACGAGGCCUUCAGAAGCAGUGGUUGCAUUUACCUGCUGCCUGGUGUGUGGCAAAGGAAAAGAGGCCAUUGGGUGCUCAUCCACCCUACCCUGCGCUCCUUCGCCGUAAACGAUGGAAGCAAGAAGUUUUGUCCAAGAGGAUUUUAUCUUCCAGUGCUCCAGCCCAAGGAACUCCAGAAAAAAAGGAAGAGCCUGAUCCUUUACAAGACAAAUCUAUUAGUCUGUAUCAGCGAUUUAAGAAAACAUUUAGACAAUAUGGAAAAGUUUUGAUUCCAGUACAUCUAAUAACUUCUUGUGUUUGGUUUGGAACAUUUUACUAUGCAGCCCUGAAAGGAGUGAAUGUCGUUCCUUUUCUAGAAUUCAUUGGGUUACCUGACAGUGUGGUAAACAUCCUGAAAAAUUCCCAGAGUGGAAAUGCACUAACAGCAUAUGCCAUGUUUAAGAUUGCAACCCCUGCCCGAUACACAGCGACUCUGGGAGGAACAUCCUUUACUGUGAAGUAUUUGCGAAGUCAUGGCUACAUGUCAACACCACCACCAGUCAAGGAAUAUCUACAGGACAGGAUGGAGGAGACAAAGGAGCUCAUCACAGAGAAGAUGGAAGAAACAAAGGAUAGGCUGACUGAAAAGUUACAAGAAACGAAAGAAAAAGUUUCUUUUAAGAAAAAGGUGGAAUAGGGCGCCUUAUGUAACAGGGUAUAGAAGAUUCCUAUACUUUAACCCUUUGGAAACUGGGCAAAGAUAUAUGCUUCUGAUUAGUUUUUGAUUAGUUGCCUAAAUAUACUAGUUCUCUGAGGGUUAAAGAACUAAUAUACCUUUUCUAAGUUAAAUAUCACUACAAAAAUCAGUGUUUUUGAAAGAAGAAUUUCAUAUCAAUAGCACCAUUAAGCCACGUUUAAUGUCUUACACGUCAGAAUUCUUUUUCAAGGUCUUCAGAAUUACACUUGCUUUAUGUUUUGCUGCUACCUGGAAUUUAUGCAAACUAGGCAAGUGACUCUUUGAAUGACUGAUGUGACCCAUAGACAGGCUGUUAGUACUGGAUCUUAAUGUUUGUUAUCUAGUCAGGUUUUAACUAUGUUCAGUUCUUAAUGUGGACACAAACCAGCACCGUCCAAACUGCCUGUGAACAGAGGGUACUUUAGUCUCUAUAAAAACAAUAUGUAAGUUAUUUACAGAUAAAAUUCAGACCUUAUAUGAGGAAAGUUGAAUAAAAAUUCAGUCAUAUAUAUGUAAAUAAGAUGUGUUAGUUAUAAGUAAAUGAAAAUGGACCCUUUAAAGAUGAUUUUUACUUGAAGGUUGUCACAAUUUUUUAAAGCAACUAUAUAUGGUGAUAGUACUUUUUCAAACUUGUAUAUUGGUGAUGAUCACCUCAAACAAAAAACUAUAUUGUGGAUUGUUUGUGUUCCCUUUAACUAAUACUUCAGAGGGAAAGUGGAAAAUCAUUAUACCCUAAAUUUAUUGUUGGAGUCAAAGUAUUCUUCAGCAGCAACUCAAGCUUAUGUUUCUCAAGCAGAAAAAGGUUUGGGAGACUUAAAAACGGUCAGGUUGUUGCAGACCUCUUCCCGGGGCAGGGACAGGCCUUGCCUCAGCAAACCAGUAUACUUCCCAGUAUCUUAGUUUCAGAGUUUAUUUCAUUCUGGAGUAAAUUUUAAAAUUGUAGCUGCUGCUCUUUCUCUUAACAUUGAAAGAAAAUAUCUUUGCCUUAGCAUUCUCCUUGAUUUUUUUUUUAUAGCAAAGCUAUCAUUAAAUUAUCUGCUCGGAAUGAAACUUAACUGUUGUCAGAUAUGAAAGUUGUUGGGAUUAUGGGUGUUCAAGUAUGUGCGUGUCUCUUUCUUUUUGCUCUGUGUUUAUUACUUCAGUUCUAACCUUGGAAUUGCUAAUUGGAGGAAGGAAUGGCUUCCUUUUAGAUUGUCAUUGUUUUGACUAGUUCACUAGGGCAAGAGAAUGUCAGAAGGCUUGCCACAUAGUCCUGUGGGGUCCCUGCUGUUUGGUAGGGUUUUAGUUUGGCCAAAUUUAGAGAUGAGCUUAAAGGGGGCGGGGGGUUACAUUUGAUAAAUCUGAUCAUUAUGUUGGAAUGCUUUUUUUUUUUAAUUGUUCAGGAUUUAUUUGGAUUUUAAGGAAGGGAGGUCUGGCAAUUAACAAGAUAACAAAGAAGAUGUGCUCAUUUAGACUAGAUUUUAAGCCACACUGGCUUUCUUGACUAAUUUGAGGACUCAUCACAUCACUCAGGUUCAGCUACAUUCUUCACAGUGUCAGUAACAGUAACAAAGACAGGAGAGACCUGCCAACACUAGCCAGCUGGUGCUGCUGAGUUUCCAUUACAAGUAUGGUUUGCAACGUGACCGUUUCCUUUCUAAGUUCACUUUGUUCACACAUGAAAAGAUUUUGAUGAUUCUCAUCUAGGUCCUUCAUACUAAAAAACAACAGACCUUUAAGGAUGACUUGUAUAACUCAUUAAAUUUGUUCAUUCUAUGGCUGUGAAUAGUUUUAGAGUGUUGAGAAGCCUUUUGUAGGUGUUGAAGUAUACCAUCCAGUUUUUCUUCUUCUUGAGUUUCUAUGUACCCAUUUCCUACUCAGGAAUCAAAGACAAAAACUCCUAAAAAUAUUCCUGACCAAGAUACUGUCAUAUGUGAAAAUAUUCACAUUCUCAGCUCCAUCCAUGUGAACAUGAAGGCUCCCUUUGUUCUUGGGUUUUCCAAACAUGAUCAAUU